This is a messenger RNA of Mesorhabditis belari, 258 nucleotides long. NCBI's taxonomy places the organism in Eukaryota, Metazoa, Nematoda, Chromadorea, Rhabditida, Rhabditidae. The record is from the annotation of a GenBank genome assembly.
AUGAUCGAGACACGACUCCCGAAAUGUCGCGACUACCAGGGGAAGCUUCGUCUGCAGCACUCACCAGGCGAGAAAACGCCACUGAUACACGACACUUUAUGUAAAGUGCUUGCCGAGACUCCCGGAGUUCGAUCGUGGAAGAAAAAUCCUAACGACAUGUUGUUUGCUGCGAGAUUCGGUGAAACGCCAGCAAUAAUUUGGAGGGUUGUUUCGAAACAAUCACCUUACCAAAAGAAGUCAAGAUCUGCAAGAUCAACG